This is a messenger RNA of Sphaerodactylus townsendi, 3497 nucleotides long. It is a transcript of the gene HROB, whose product is annotated as homologous recombination factor with OB-fold. The record is from RefSeq and is a predicted model, not a curated record. Bases 888 to 2783 code for a protein of 631 amino acids. Gene Ontology annotation, biological process: recombinational repair. NCBI's taxonomy places the organism in Eukaryota, Metazoa, Chordata, Lepidosauria, Squamata, Sphaerodactylidae. The transcript has 10 exons.
AUGGGGAAAGAGCCACGCAUUGGGGGCUGGGGGGAGCUGUUGCUCUAGUCUAGCGGGCCUCGGAGGGCUCCUGCUGAGGCCAGGCUUCGCCUUUCUGCCCCAUUCCCGUUCCUGGGCCGCCUGGGCUUCCAUGAUGGUAACUGGGGAGGGAAAGGGUUCAGACUGGACGACCCGGUGGUUUUUGUUAACUUCUCUCUUCUCUUCCUUCUUCCAUGUGUUUGGGAAUCAGCUGCGCUGGCCUUUGCAAAAAAAGGAAACCCCCAAAGCUGCACUAGUAUUAUGGCCUCAUUAGGACCACCAGUUCCCAACAAGGGCUUUCGUUUCACACCCUAAUAAAAAAAAAAUCUCCCUGAGGCAUCAUGAAGCCUACCUCGCAGGAUGGUUGUGGGGAUAAAAUAGAGGAGAAGCAGGACCAUGUAAGUCGCUUAGGGUCCCCAUUGGUGAGAAAGGCGGGGCACAAAUUAAUUUUAAAAGGGGUGGGGAGAGACAGAGCAAGUGUCGCUACAGUUUGUAGUAACCUUAAGGCUUCUUUUUUUUAAAAAGGAAAGUGGACCUUAAUUGGUAGUACGGGUUUCUGUCCCUCUAAUAUUAUGGUAGCCUAGAUAGCAUGCUAGAAUUUCUUCAUAUUUUGUAUGCUCACUUUUCCCUGUUCCAGACUGGAAAACCAACCUGGGGGAUGGGAGGUUAAGGGAAUUUAAACAUCUGCCCCAAACCAAACUUAAAACAAAAUGAUAAAUCCAGGUGUUGCUGUAGAAAUAAGUAAAAAUACCAGAAGACAGUCACAACGAAUUAAAUAUAGAAGGACACUGUAAACUUUGUUGGCCUGUGGUAUACAGAAGCUGUUUUCUGUGGAGGCAGAGUUUGAAGAUGAGGAUUUUGUGUUGGCUAUGGAAGAUGUAGAGAAGCAGAUCCCAGACCCAAUUCCUACCAGUUCAAGAUGUUCAGCCGCACUGAGAAGCCCCAGCAACACCGUUGAGGCUUUGUCCCCAGUCUUGCCCAUUCAAAACUACUCCAGACUAAGAUGUUUGCAGGACUGCAGUGCCAGUGAGAGCAAAACCAACCAGGUGGCGUCUCCUUCUGUGGCUGCCUUCAAGGUUCAAGAGGACCAGACGGCCUUGUCAGCCCAAAGUAGACCAAGCCCUUCAACCACAAGGUUCAAAUUUGUGAAGAGAAAUCAACCUAUGCCUUCCACUCAUGGCGAUUUUGACAAUGAGCUGUUCUUGGCUGCCUGCAUGGAUCUGGAAAAGUCUGCCACGUCACCGGGUUCAGGGCCUUCUACCUCUGGCUGCGAGAGGAUGCAGGAUCACGUUGUUAGUGAUGCAGCAAUGGCCAAGAAAAUGCGGGGGACAGAGUCAGUGAUGCUGAGCAAUACUGUUGGUGUGGAGACAUCCCAGUUGAAAAGGACUCUGAAGGAAAGCUCAGUGGGGGUCAGCGGCCAUCUCCAGCCAGCAGAGGCUUCUCCAGGUUUGGUUCUGAGGCCCACUGCUGUGGGAUCCUGCCCCUCACAGUCUAACCCAGGAAUGGGCAUCAUUUCAAGCCCCGGUUGCCAGCUGCCUAAGUCUCUGGAUCAGCCUGUUGCUGGGUCCUACAACUCAUGCCUGACUCUUGUUAGAUCAUCCUCCCCUUCAGGGAUUGCCCUUCCAAGACCACAGCUAUCCGGCCAGAGUUCUGUCACGCCUGAGAGGGCAAAUCGGGGUGCUCAGCUCCUUACUGCUUAUGGUUCCUCGACGGGAUCUGCGGAGUCCUCACCUGCCAUGCCUAGAACGCCUACUUCUUCUGGAAGCCUCCAAAUGCCUGUGGUCACGAACCAUCUUGUCCGCCUGGUAACGGCAGCUAAAAACCCACCUCAGCCGUUCACUCCCAUUCCUGAAUGGGCCAAGACUCGCCGCUUCCCUGGACCUGCUGGCAUUCUGCCACACCAACCUGAUGGGAAAAACCUGGAAGAGAUCAUGGUUUCAGCUCCGCAGACACCUACUCAUGGGGCUCUGGCAAAACUACGAACAAAGGAAAUGCCUGCCUCCCAGCUGCUAGUGGAAGAGGACAGUGGCCGAGGCGCCUGGAUUGCCAUGAAAACUGAGCUGGGUUUGGACGAGAGGGACCCGUCUUGCUUCCUCAGAACAUACAGCGUGGUCAUGGUGCUCCGGAAGGCGGCUCUCAAGCAGCUUCCAAAGAACAAAGUUCCCAAAAUGGCGGUGAUGAUUAAGUCACUGACAUGGACCAACGUUGACGCAGGCGUCAUAUUCAAAGACUCGACUGGGGAAAUGCAAGGCACAAUACAUCGUCUCUUGCUGGAGCAAAGAGAGGGAGAAUUUAAAGCUGGCUCGGUUCUUCUGCUAAAGCAGGUGAGUGUGUUCUCUCCAUCUCACCGCAACCACUACCUUAACGUGACACCCAACAAUUUGGUGAAGGUCUAUCCACCUGGACUCAGUAUCAGGAAGCCCCUGCAAGAAAUCAGGGAAAGAAUGGAGACAUCUCUGUCCCAGGCGGUGUUGGGGCUCCAGCAGGAUUCUCCUACAGGUGCCCCACCAGCCAUGGCUGCAACGGACUGCGGGAAGGGGCAGAGCUGCAAGAUGAGUGAAAAUCGCUGCCAGAGUCCACUGGCCUCAAUCAAAGGAUCACCACUACUGGAAGCCAGUAGAAUGGGCAAGUCAGUGCCGAAUGCAUCCUCCCCAAAGGCUGAUUCAGAUGACCUGGACCAGCUUCUCAGCGAGCUGCCCGAUGAAUUUUUCUCCAACUCAGAUGCACAGAGUGCUCUAAGACGAUUCCCCGCGGUUUCAAGUUAGAGGAUUCUUGCUGCGGCCGAACCAAGGACAUAGCCCUGAGUUCUGAGGAUAACUCUUGCUCUCCUGCAUUGGCUGGAGCUCAUGAGAGGACACCUACACAGAACAGAGAGAAAUGUGGACCUUUUUCUGGUGACAGGAUAUAGCUAAGCCCCUCCUGUGGCACCACUGGUUCUUGGAGGUGGGGGAUCCUCCCCGCAGCUUCUCGUACCGCUUGCAGGCCAUCCUUUUGUUUGACAAUUCACUCUGUUGCUUUAAGGAUGCGUGUGGCAGAAAUACUUGCACCAGCAACGUCCAGCCUUGUUGACUCUGGCACACGUUGCCCCACCUGUUUCUGUCUGCGUCCAGACUUGUUUUGCUCUCGGAGCCCCACGUGAUUGUCCCACAAGACUAUUAAACAUCCGCCGUUCCUUUUGGUUUGAAAUGCAAGCGCCUCUGUUGGUGUCCUGUUACAAACGCUCAAUUGCAACAUGGUCCAUCUUGUAAACAAUCUUAAAGGAGCACAGAACACAUUGCAUCAAAACAGACACACGUUGCACUGAAUUUUGCAGGGAUGUCUUUGGGUGUAUGGGGGGGGGGGGGGGGAAUUUCUCAUCCCCUCACUGAAUCGUUGCCUUCCUUUUCUGUUGAAUAUUUUGGCUGGUUUGUUUGUGUGCCAUCAUUAUUUUCAGAGAAGAAAUAAAAUUACGGGUAUGGGUGGGUCAGUGUUUAUACAAA